AUGUCCAGAAUCAUGGCUCUCUUCCUCAUGGUCCUCCAGGUUCUACUGGGCCACUUCACCAUUGCCACCGCAGUCCCUACCAAUGAUAUGGCGAUUCCCAUGACGGCCGAUGGAGGCUACCCGGAGCUCAUCCUAGGUCCUGGUAUGCCAACCUUGGCAUCGAUCAAUCUCACCACUGCGGACCUAUACACCAUGAAGCCAAAGGGAUCCCCUGGACACCUUGAUUUGCUGCAAGUCCGAGCUGACGCUGGUGUAUCAUCCGCCGCCUGGGGACCGUCAUGCGGCAUCUACAACCUAUGUCCCGUUUGGGCCGUCCAAGUCUUUAUCAACUACUUCUACGCCUUUGCACCACACGUCUACUGCACUGCUAGUACUCGUGAUUAUAGAGGCCAACUAAUGGUUCAAAAUGGCUAUGGGGAAGUCAUGGGUAUUAAUCUUUCAACCGAUUCUGAUGUUGUUUAUUCACCUUGCCACAACGUUGCCAACGCUCUAGAGAGGAUUUUUGCUACAUGCAAACUUGAUCCUGACUUUCAGCGGCAUCCCGAGGGAAUUUAUGGUGCAAUUACUGCAACCGGGAAUGGAGGCCUCGGUUUGCUUAUGCAUGGUAUGGAUGUUUAA
Venustampulla echinocandica is the source of this 618-nucleotide messenger RNA. RefSeq lists its product as uncharacterized. The coding region runs from base 1 to 618 and encodes 205 amino acids. NCBI's taxonomy places the organism in Eukaryota, Fungi, Ascomycota, Leotiomycetes, Helotiales, Pleuroascaceae. The transcript is spliced from 4 exons. The record is from RefSeq and is a predicted model, not a curated record.